AAGUUUUAAGUUAUUGAUAGUAAAAAAAUAAAAAAUUAGUAUCCAGUCAAGAUCUAGACUAAAAUAGAUGAAAUUUUCAAACUAGAAAGUCCAUUUGCUUAUAUACAUUUGCUCAAGAGCUGAAUUGCCAUAAAAACUUUAUCUUUAUUAUGGGGAAAGGUAUCUAUUAAUCUCGAGAGGUCUGUCUGUCCGUCCGUGCGUCAAAGCUGCCUAGAACCAGCAUUAUACCCCGGCAACGCCCUUUGAUAGGUUUCUAGACCCAAAGGUAAAAGGCAGAGUUAGAAGUGAAAUGUCAACACAUUCCAUCAACUGUAACGCUUGCCCACUUUGCUACAAGAGAUUUUCUUCUUCGGCAUCAUUAGUCAACCACUUUAUCUACCUUCACAGGGUAGCUAAAGGAAACCUAAAUUGGAUAUUAAAUAUGAUAGAAACAAAAUGUGCCACCAAGAGCACAUCAACGAACCAGGAUCCGCCAUGUAUUGCCCAGGAGAUUAGACCGCAUCAAUCUCAGCCAGGAACACUAACUAAUAUAAAAAAAACAAAAUGUGCCACCAAGAGCACAUCAACGAACCAGGAUCCGCCAUGUAUUGCCCAGGAGAUUAGACCGCAUCAAGCUCAGCCAGGAACACUAACUAAUAUAAAAAAAACAAAAUGUGCCACCAAGAGCACAUCAACGAACCAGGAUCCGCCAUGUAUUGCCCAGGAGAUUAGACCGCAUCAAGCUCAGCCAGGAACACUAACUAAUAUAAAAAAAACAAAAUGUGCCACCAAGAGCACAUCAACGAACCAGGAUCCGCCAUGUAUUGCCCAGGAGAUUAGACCGCAUCAAGCUCAGCCAGGAACACUAACUAAUAUAAAAAAAACAAAAUGUGCCACCAAGAGCACAUCAACGAACCAGGAUCCGCCAUGUAUUGCCCAGGAGAUUAGACCGCAUCAAGCUCAGCCAGGAACACUAACUAAUAUAAAAAGUAAUGUCUGUCUGUCCGUCCAUUCGUAUCUAUACUGCUACUUUAUUUAUCCACCUAUCUAUCUAUCCAUCCACCCAUUAUUCCAAACAUAA
Molecule: messenger RNA, 1060 nt
Organism: Biomphalaria glabrata
Lineage: Eukaryota; Metazoa; Mollusca; Gastropoda; Planorbidae
Exons: 9
Coding region: 290-1060 (256 amino acids)
Source: RefSeq, a predicted model, not a curated record